AUGACCGUGGCUCUCUGGGCGACUGCUGCAGCCCUGGUGGCUGUGUCGCUGCAGGGCCAGGUCACGGCCCAGGUGGUCGAUGCAGCUGCGACAACCUGGUGGCGGCCACGCCUGGGUUACAAGUUCCAGUACCAACUGAAGAUGGCGUUUGAUGUCAAGAGGGACUUCAUCCCGGGCGUGCAGGCGAGACAGCGCGGCGCGAGCACGUGGCCCGGGCGCAGAGGCGCGGAGAUUGGCCGCGAGCCGCCGCCACCUGCUGAGUGGGUUUACCUGAUCGACGGUUUCGAGGCCACGAACGCUGACGUGGCGGUGAUCUUGUCAAAGGGGUUCUUCCCAAUCUGCUACUUCAGCGCCGGAUCCUACGAGGACUGGCGGCCUGACAAGGGGUUGUUCCAGGCCAGUGACUACGGGAGCAAGCUGAGCGGCUGGGCCGGCGAGUUCUGGCUUGAUGUGCGGUCGGCAAACGUUAAAGUGAUCAUGACAGCGCGAAUGAAGAUGUGCAAGGCAAAGGGCUUUGUGGGCAUAGACCCUGAUAACGUCGACGCUUUUGCAAACCCCAGCGGCUUCCCUCUGACGGCCGCCGACCAGCUGGCGUAUAACAAGUGGCUGGCCGCCACGGCCCACGGGCUGGGCCUGGCCGUCGGCCUUAAGAACGACGUGGGCCAGAUCCAAGACCUCGUGGGGGAUUUCGACUACUUUGUGAACGAGUGA
Molecule: messenger RNA, 711 nt
Organism: Monoraphidium neglectum
Lineage: Eukaryota; Viridiplantae; Chlorophyta; Chlorophyceae; Sphaeropleales; Selenastraceae
Exons: 5
Coding region: 1-711 (236 amino acids)
Source: RefSeq, a predicted model, not a curated record